AUGCUUUGUGAUAAAGUACAAUAUGUAUGGGUCGUCAACUACGAAACCGACGGCAGCGUGGAAGUGACGGUGCGGCAGGAGGAAGGACGGACCGUAUCGACGUUGUUAGUCGCUCGGGUCACUCUCUCGCACUCGGGGAACUACCAAUGUGCCCCGUCGAACACCGACCGCGCCGCCAUUCGGGUCCACGUGUUUAAAGCCAAGGAACCGGCAGCGAUGCAGACGAGCAGCAGCACCCUCCUGCAGCACCGCCCCUCGCCCUGUCUGCUGCUCCCCGCGGCGGUCCUGCUACGGUACCUCGCCUCCUUCUGCGACCCGGUCACAUAGGACAAGGACAGCCUACAGGAGGGAAGUAUCCUAGGAAGUGUUUGGGCGUAGGAGGCGAAGAGGGGAGGGGGUGGGGGUCUAGUUGGCUCUCUCGGACUCUCGGACACGCGCCGGGGGAGAGGAAGAGAGGGGUGUGAAGGAGGUGCCGAUGAUGGUGAUGAUAACGGAAGGGGAAAAGUGAUAAGAAAGGAUGAGGAAAAGAAGAUACAAUGAGAGAAAGAGAUGGGAAGAGAGCGUCGCAAAAAGAAGGAUAUCGAUGAACAAGUUAGUGGCGGUCGUGUCGACGUCAUUGAGGUGUGUUCCUCCUUACCCCUUACCCCUACCCUCCCCCCCCCCCACUUCCUCCCUAAUA
Molecule: messenger RNA, 679 nt
Organism: Penaeus vannamei (Pacific white shrimp)
Lineage: Eukaryota; Metazoa; Arthropoda; Malacostraca; Decapoda; Penaeidae
Source: RefSeq, a predicted model, not a curated record